AUGAAGAUCAAAUGUGUCCCAGUACCGAAGUCUAGUAAAUGCGAAGCCUGUCUACGGCUGGUACGCCCUUGCGAAGCUCCCGGACCUAUAAAACCACGAAUAAAACAAGCACAAAGGUUUCAAGAGCUCGAAAGGAAAAUCGAAAUCCUUACGAGCGCACUUCAACCCGAAAUGGCAGGGCCAGAUUCGUCUUUUGUCCAGAACCAGAAUGUAACCGUUGAGGACAGUUCUGGGUAUAGCGGAGGCCUGGAGACGAGAAACCAAUACUCGCAGGCCCCGGUAUCACCGAGUGCCAUCAUCGGAACCGGAGACGUCAUUGACCAAGGAGUAAUAGAUAUAUCCACAGCAUCUAACCUCCUCAACUAUUGGAAAGAAAAUAUAAGACCAAUAUUUCCUAUCAUCCAAUUCUCGGCUAGUCAGGAUGUUCAUUCUAUCCGCAGAGACACACCGGUAUUGUUUCUGACUAUUCUCACGAUAUCAAGCGCUUCGAUCGACCCAACGUUUUUGGAUCGCCUUCUACCACGUUUGAACAAUUUAUUUGCACAAGAGGUUUUUGUGCUGGGGAAUAGGUCUAUAGAUCUCUUACAAGCUCUCGUUCUUUUCUCGCAGUAUCACAUACAGCCUCCAGAGGCGAAAACCUUUCCGUUGACACAGCAUGUAUACAAUGCUAUGGCGAUGGCAUCCGACCUUAUGCUAGAAGAGAAGGUAAAAGCAACGGCGAAUAAACCAAACGAAAGCACGCUCGAGGCUUGUAGGAUACUCCUGGGGAUCUAUUUUGCCGCAUCGGCAUCAUCAACACUACUUCGUCGCUCUCAAUUCAAUUUUUUCCAACCAAACUACCAGAAAUAUGCCAAAAUUUUGAUGGACACGGACAGCUCAAAUUUGGACGACCUGUGGCUUUGCAAAAUUGUUGAACUACAGCAGAUAUCGGAAGACGCCUCCUUGUCGCUAAAUCAACCAUAUAAUGUUGAGGCGGAUUCUUUCGAGGAUUCUAAGACCAGGAGUCUAUUUAAUCUGCUUCAGAACCGGUUAUCUGAAUGGGAUAGGGAUAACGGCGGCCUGGUGGACUCAAGGCUCAGCACUAUAGCAAAGUUAUCCAUUGAGCUCCAAACUAAUCAGGUUGGAAUUCGUGGCUUCAACCACAAGAUGGGAUUGGAAUAUAAGAGCUCAUAUCAGGAAGGAAGGGCUAUUCAAAACCCAUCAAUCACUGCGUUUCAUCUCCAAUCGCUCUCACGAUCUCUUGAGAUAUGCCGGGGGAUUCUCAACUCGUACAUAUCCCUGGAGACACCAUUAGCACGGUCCCUCCCUGACAUAUUUUUUGUCUGGAUUAUAUCCUCUGUAGCGGAUUUACUUGGUACUGUUCACCAGCGCCUUGCAAUUCAUUCACAGAACGGAUACCUUCCACAGGCUCAACCAUUCGAAACAGUCUUUCUGAAGCUUAAAACUUGGCAUGUUCAGAAAAAAUCGUUUUGCAUAAAUUUACACCGAGGCUGUAAAGAACCAGCCGGGCCAAUACAUGAUAUUCUAAGUGGAGAAGUUGUGGAUGAGACUGGACAGAAGAUAUCGAUGCACGCAAACACUAAUACUUUUGCACCAGCGGAGACAAUGGAGGCCCACGAACAAUAUGGUAUUAAUCAGCCACUGGGUUUAACCCCUCCUUUGACUAUUGACGAUAUUGAUAUGAUACCGGAGGAAUACGAAAACCAAGAUUUUUCCAACAACCAGCCUGUUUACGAUCCCUUUGGGGCCAUGGAUCCAGAUUCUGAGGGCGGAAUGCAAUUCAGUGUCGAGGAAAUGCAGGAUUUCGAUAUGUCUAUGACUUACAACAAUUACUUCUGGAUGCUUCCGUUCUUAAAAUAA
Molecule: messenger RNA, 1860 nt
Organism: Orbilia oligospora ATCC 24927
Lineage: Eukaryota; Fungi; Ascomycota; Orbiliomycetes; Orbiliales; Orbiliaceae
Exons: 4
Coding region: 1-1860 (619 amino acids)
Biological process (GO): regulation of DNA-templated transcription
Cellular component (GO): nucleus
Molecular function (GO): transcription cis-regulatory region binding; zinc ion binding; DNA-binding transcription factor activity, RNA polymerase II-specific
Source: RefSeq, a predicted model, not a curated record